AACCAUUUCCUUGUUUAUAUCAGGAAUGUGUCUGUACAUUUAAAUCACUCAAUGCACUUAAAGUUCACCUGUCCCGCCUUCACACAAAAAGUCUGGAUCCCCAACCAUGUGUAGAUGUACCAGUUAAGUUUAGCUGUUUAUCAUGUGGGUUUGCUGAGUCUUGUUUUGAGACUGACUUCUUUACUCACCUGCAUACUGUACACUUUAAAGUAAACCAUAAGGUGAGGUGUCCUUUUAAAGAUUGUAACUUUGAGAGCAGUGUCUACUCUACCUACAAAGCACACAAAAGUAAAGUACACAACCACCAGAAUUGGAAGAGCUUUAAGCCAGACAUUAUUGGUUGCGAUUAUGCAGACCAUAGCACUGAUGCUGUACAAGAAAACAUGCCGCAUGUUGACGAUGCACAGGAAUUUGAAGAGUUAAGUGAAGAAGCCAGUGAGAGUGAUCUUUGUGAUUUAGGAAGACAGCUGGAGCACAACUUUGCAUCACUUCUGUUAAAGAUGCAAACGAUUUUGCACAUACCCGAGAGUGCUGUGCAAGAAGUGAUUCAACAGCUUUGUCAAUUAAAUGAGCUGUCACAGCCACUUCUACAAAGCAGAGUGAGGGUGGUGUUACAGAAAUAUUAUACAGAUGUAAGUGAGACAGUACUGAAAGAAAUGAUGAGUGCUGUGUCAGAAAGUAACACAUUGACAUUUUGUGCCACAAAUGGACCCUUAGGAACAUCUAAAAGGAGAGCAGCCUAUGUACGCAAGGAGUUUCCACUGGUAAGCCCCAUAGAAUAUGUUGUGGAAAAAGGCCAGAAACCUCUUGCUUAUGUUCCCAUUAUUCACAUGCUCCAGAAGUUGCUUAACAAAAAUGACAUUCUGGACAAAGCCAUGUCAGAAGGACUCAAUUUCCCGCAAGAAUACAGAUCAUAUGGAGAUGGGCUAUGUUUUAAGGAAAAUGCUCUUUUGACAAAAGGUGAAUUCACAAUUGCCCUUGGCCUCUAUAUUGAUGACUUUGAAGUAGCCAAUCCUCUUGGAACGUCAAAGUUGAAGCAUAAAAUGUGUGCUGUAUAUUGGGUCAUUGCCAACAUGCCUGCAAAAUACAGGUCAACCCUCAGCUCAAUUCAGCUUGCCUUGCUAUGCAAUACCUCCACUGUUAAACAGUGUGGUUAUGCAAAAGUGCUUCAGCCACUUAUUUAUGAUCUAAAGUUGCUGGAACAAGAUGGCAUUUAUCUGGAGCAACUAGGUGCAAGUGUGAAAGGCACAGUCCUAUAUGUUGCCGCUGAUAAUCUUGGUGCCCACUCUCUUGCAGGAUUUUUGGAGAGCUUCACGACUGACAAAUUCUGCAGAUUCUGUCUGGCAAGUCGGAGAGACAUUCAACAAUUAGAGAUGGCUGUACAACAUACCUUAACCAUGAGGGUUAUUGUCUCUGAUGGAGAUAUAAGAAAGAUGACAAUGCCAACACGACCUCACACACUGGACGAUUUGAUUGGCUGGCUCCAAGGCACUCUACAAACAAACUACAACUUCUCCUUACAGUACCAAGACCCUGAAUUUAACAAUGAACUCUGUAACCUUACAGAUAUCUCUGAACUUCCAGAGAAACCAAGCAUCAAAAUCAUCCCCAUAAUUGAGUUUGUUCCAAUAACAACUGAAUCAGUUAGUGAUGCAAGCAGCCAUGCAGACACUGACAUCCUGUCCAGUACCUCUCUGGAUAGAAGUCAUUGUUGGCCAGAUAUUUUUGACAUCCCUACAUUUUCGGUGGAUGUGGAGUACAGACUUCGUCAAGGUAACCUAUUGUACUUGAAGGAUGGUACCUUUCUUAAAGUGACAAAAGAACUAAAACAUGACAUCUUGGAGAAACUGGCUGAGACAAUGUAUGCAUUUAAAGCAUACCCAACAAAACAAGAUUUUGAGACUGUUGCAAAAGCCUUGGUACAAGCACACCCAUGUCUUGCAGAAUCGGGCUCACCUUCUGGCUGUGAUGGAUGGAAGAACAGCCUUAAGUUCAAGAUGGGUAAUUACAGGACCAAAAUGCGGCAGCUGGGUCGACUUGAUGUCUCCGUCAAUGCUGGCAAGCGUGGAAGACAAACUACAAAUGGUGACCCCCCCAACAAAGACAUCAAGAAACCAAGGAAGGGGGAAAUAAAUUACCUACCUGACUAUCCAGAGGGGAUGGAUGACCAUAACCUGGAAGGAGCUCGUCAGAUUCUGGUUCAUGAAAUGAUGAAGUCCAAGCCAAAUAUUUCCCUUGUUAAGAAAGAAAUGGAUGUGACAUUUGCUCUUCGGAGAAAAGAAGUGGUCAGAGACAAGCCUGCCAUCAGCGAGGUGGUACAUCGCUGGCCAGCACUUUUCACAGAAAGUCAGGUUUGUAUGAUUUAAGUAUUAAGAAAAA
Astyanax mexicanus (Mexican tetra) is the source of this 2379-nucleotide messenger RNA. RefSeq lists its product as uncharacterized. The transcript is spliced from 2 exons. The record is from RefSeq and is a predicted model, not a curated record. Lineage: Eukaryota; Metazoa; Chordata; Actinopteri; Characiformes; Acestrorhamphidae. Bases 384 to 2366 code for a protein of 660 amino acids.